ACCGGGUCCCGGCGCCAUGGGGGCGGAGAAGAGGCUGUUGCCGAUUAAGGAGGCCUUCCAGCUGGCGCAGCAGCCGCACCAGAACCAGGCGAAGCUGGUGGUGGCGCUGAGCCGCACCUACCGCUCGGUGGAUGAUAAAACAGGUUUUUAUGAGGAGUUUGUUCAUUACCUUAAAUAUGCUAUGGUGGUCUAUAAACGAGAACCAGCUGUGGAGAGGAUAAUAGAAUUUACAGCAAAGUUUGUUACUUCAUUUCACCAAUCAGAUAUGGAAGAUGAUGAAGAAGAGGAAGAUGGUGGCAUUUUAAAUUAUUUGUUUACUUUUCUAUUAAAGUCUCAUGAAGCAAACAGCAAUGCAGUUAGAUUUAGAGUGUGCCAGCUCAUAAACAAGCUCUUGGGAAAUAUGCCAGAAAAUGCCCAGAUUGAUGAUGAUUUGUUUGAUAAAAUUAAUGAAGCCAUGCUUAUUAGAUUGAAAGAUAAAAUUCCAAAUGUAAGGAUACAGGCAGUUCUUGCUCUUUCGCGCCUUCAGGAUCCCAAAGAUGAUGAAUGCCUGGUGGUUAAUGCAUAUGCUACUUUGAUUGAAAAUGAUUCAAAUCCAGAAGUUAGGCGGGCAGUGUUAUCGUGUAUUGCGCCAUCAGCAAAGACUUUGCCAAAAAUUGUAGGGCGCACCAAGGAUGUGAAGGAGGCUGUCAGAAAGCUGGCUUAUCAGGUUUUAGCUGAAAAGGUUCACAUGAGAGCUAUGUCCAUUGCUCAGAGAGUAAUGCUCCUUCAACAAGGUCUUAAUGACAGAUCAGAUGCUGUGAAACAAGCAGUGCAGAAGCAUCUUCUCCAAGGCUGGUUACGUUUCACUGAAGGAAAUAUAUUAGAGUUGCUUCAUCGUUUGGAUGUGGAAAAUUCUUAUGAAGUGGCAGUCUCUGUUCUCAAUGCCUUAUUUUCAGUGACUCCUCUUAAUGAACUGGUAGAAAUCUGUAAAAAUAAUGAUGGCAGGAAAUUGAUUCCAGCAGAUACAUUAACUCCUGAAAUUGCUUUGUAUUGGCGUGUCCUUUGUGAAUAUUUGAGAUCAAAAGGAGAUGAAGGUGAAGAAUUUUUAGAGCAGAUUUUGCCAGAGCCUGUAGUAUACGCUGAGUAUUUACUGAGUUAUAUUCAGAGCAUUCCGGUUGUUAAUGAAGAACAGAGAGGUGAUUUUUCUUAUAUUGGCAAUUUGAUGACAAAAGAGUUCAUAGGUCAACAAUUGAUUCUAAUUAUCAAGUUUCUGGAUACCAAUGAAGAAGGAGGAAGGAAACUACUGCUGGCUAUCUUGCAGGAGAUUCUUACUCUACCCACCACCCCAAUAUCCCUAAUUUCUUUUCUUGUUGAGAGACUGCUCCACAUGAUUAUAGAUGAUAAUAAGAGAACACAGAUUGUUACAGAAAUUAUCUCAGAGAUUCGGGCACCCAUUGUUACUGUUGGUGUUGAUAAUGAUCCAGCUGAUGCAAGAAAGAACGAACUCAAGAUGGCUGAAAUAAAAGUUAAACUUAUUGAGGCGAAAGCAGCUUUGGAAAAUUGCAUUAACUUACAGGAUUUUAAUCAAGCAUCAGAAUUAAAAGAAGAAAUAAAAGCAUUAGAAGAUGCCAAAAUAAACCUAUUGAAAGAGACAGAGCAACUUGAAAUUAAAGAAGUCCACAUAGAGAAGAAUGAUGCUGAUACACUACAGAAGUGUCUUAUUUUGUGCUAUGAACUGUUGAAACAGAUGUGCACUUCAACAGGUAUAGGUGCAACCAUGAAUGGCAUCGUUGAGUCUUUGAUUCUUCCUGGGAUAGUAAGUGUUCAUCCUACAGUAAGAAAUCUGGCUGUUUGGUGCUUGGGAUGCUGUGGACUACAGAAUCAGGAUUUUGCAAGUAAACACUUUGUAUUACUAUUGCAGGUUUUGCAAAUUGAUGAUGUGACAAUAAAAAUAAGUGCUUUAAAGGCAAUCUUUGACCAACUGAUGGCAUUUGGAUUUCAACCAUUUAAAACGAAAAAAAUCAAAGCUAUUCAAAGUGAAGGUGCAGAAGUAAACACUAAUGAAGAGCAAGAGUCAAAAGAAUCUGAAGAGGCUGAUACAACCAAGAAUGUUCUGAAACUACUUUCUGAUUUUUUAGAUAGCGAGGUGUCUGAACUCAGGACAGGAGCUGCAGAAGGACUAGCCAAGCUGAUGUUUUCUGGGCUUUUGGUCAGCAGCAGAAUUCUUUCUCGUCUUGUCUUGUUAUGGUACAAUCCUGUGACUGAAGAGGAUGUUCGACUUCGACAUUGCCUAGGCGUGUUCUUCCCGAUGUUUGCUUAUGCAAGCAGGACUAACCAGGAAUGUUUUGAAGAAGCGUUUCUUCCAACUCUACAAACACUGGCCAAUGCCCCUGCAUCUUCUCCUUUAGCUGAAAUAGACAUCACUAAUGUUGCUGAGUUACUUGUAGAUUUGACAAGACCAAGUGGAUUAAAUCCUCAGGCCAAGAAUUCCCAAGAUUAUCAGGCCUUAACAGUUCAUGACAAUCUGGCUAUAAAAAUUUGCAAUGAGAUCCUAACAUGUCCAUAUUCACCAGAAAUUCGGGUCUAUACGAAAGCCUUGAGUUCUUUAGAACUCACUAGCAGUCUUGCUAAAGAUCUUCUGGUUCUACUGAAUGAGAUUCUGGAGCUAGUAAAAGAUAGAACAUGUGUGAGAGCUUUGGAGAAAAUCAAGGUUCAGUUAGAAAAAGGAAAUAAAGAACAUGGUGACCAAGUUGUAGCGGCACAGGAUGACAACACAACUACAACUGUUUUUCAAAGUGAAGAUGAAAACAACAAAGAAGUAUAUAUAACUCCUGUCAAGGAUGUAAAAGCAACCCGAAUGAAAUCCACUCAGCAAAAGACCAACAGAGGACGGAGAAAAGUGAUAGCUUCAGCUAGAACGAACAGGAGACGUCAGACUGUUGAGGCUGAGGCUGACUCUGAAAGUGAUCAUGAAGUUCCAGAGCCAGAAUCAGAAAUGAAGAUGAGACUACCAAGACGAGCCAAGACAGCAGCACUAGAAAAAAGUAAACUUAACCUUGCAUAAUUUCUCAGUGAAGAUAAAAAUUAGGGGAAGAUAUGAUGGAGGUGGAGUCCUUUGAAAAAUGUCCAUUAAAAUUAUGUUCAUUUCUUUGCUUUAAUAAAGUUACCCUUGUAUGAAAACUAGAAGAAGUCUGAUUCUUGUAGAACUUUCUGCUGUGUGAUUCCACAUUACUUUAGCCUGUAUUGAAGCAGUGAGACAGCGUCCAUCAGUGUGCUCCACAGACCAUCUCCAUCAGUCAUGGAUUUAAUCAGAAUCUAAGGUGGGCCCAGGAAUGCUACAUGCAUGAGUAAUUUUUUUCCUAGAAU
This is a messenger RNA of Physeter macrocephalus (sperm whale), 3345 nucleotides long. RefSeq names its product non-SMC condensin I complex subunit G (gene NCAPG). Lineage: Eukaryota; Metazoa; Chordata; Mammalia; Artiodactyla; Physeteridae. Gene Ontology annotation, biological process: mitotic chromosome condensation. The record is from RefSeq and is a predicted model, not a curated record. Gene Ontology annotation, cellular component: condensed chromosome; cytoplasm; condensin complex. The coding region runs from base 17 to 3043 and encodes 1008 amino acids. The transcript is spliced from 21 exons.